AUGGCAGAGUUAAAGAUCAAUGUUGAGUUCAGUGGUGGAAUGGAGUUGUUGUUCAAGAACAUCCGCAAGCACACCCUUGCCAUUCCUGCUCAGUCCAAGGUGAACCCCUCUGGACCUGCUACCCUGCAGGACCUAAUCUUCUACCUGCGCGACAACCUCAUGACAGAGAAGAAGGACUUGUUUGUUGAUAAAGACACGGUUCGCCCAGGUAUCUUGGUCUUGAUCAACAACGUGGAUUGGGAAUUAUGUGAUGAGUUGGAAUAUCAAUUGGAAGACAAGGAUGAAAUCGUGUUUAUCAGUACAUUGCACGGAGGAUAG
Phycomyces blakesleeanus NRRL 1555(-) is the source of this 318-nucleotide messenger RNA. RefSeq lists its product as hypothetical. NCBI's taxonomy places the organism in Eukaryota, Fungi, Mucoromycota, Mucoromycetes, Mucorales, Phycomycetaceae. Gene Ontology annotation, molecular function: protein tag activity. The record is from RefSeq and is a predicted model, not a curated record. The transcript has 3 exons. Gene Ontology annotation, cellular component: nucleus; cytoplasm. Gene Ontology annotation, biological process: tRNA thio-modification; protein urmylation. Bases 1 to 318 code for a protein of 105 amino acids.